Cercospora beticola is the source of this 2174-nucleotide messenger RNA. It is a transcript of the gene ALG9, whose product is annotated as dolichyl-P-Man:Man(6)GlcNAc(2)-PP-dolichol alpha-1,2-mannosyltransferase. Gene Ontology annotation, cellular component: endoplasmic reticulum membrane. Gene Ontology annotation, biological process: protein N-linked glycosylation. The record is from RefSeq and is a predicted model, not a curated record. Gene Ontology annotation, molecular function: alpha-1,2-mannosyltransferase activity. Lineage: Eukaryota; Fungi; Ascomycota; Dothideomycetes; Mycosphaerellales; Mycosphaerellaceae.
ACUAAUGCACGCAUAAACACGCCUCAUCAUGGCUCCAUCAACGCCCAAGGGCACCCACAGGCCCCGGACUGCCUCCAAGUCGCCGCAUCGUCCAACAAAAUUGCCCUCGGGAAGGCUCACCAAUGCACAACCUCCGCUCUACGUGUCAACAUUGACGGCUUCCUAUGUUUUCCUAGCCUGUCAUACCAUUGCCGCUUUGUACAGCCCCAUCCAAGACUGCGAUGAGGUCUUCAACUACUGGGAGCCCACCCACUACUUGAACCACGGCCAUGGCUUCCAAACAUGGGAAUACUCUCCCGAAUACGCCAUCCGAUCAUGGGCGUAUACUGGGAUCCAUGCCAUUCUGACUCCAUUUGCCCGUCUGCUAUCCAGGACGAAGCCCAAAGUCGCCGAAUUCUACUUCCUGAGAUUUCUGCUGGGAGCCGUGUGCGCGCUCUCGGAAGCGAGGCUGUAUUCGAAAAUUGCAGCUACCUUGAAUCCGAGAAUCGCCAUCUACUACCUAGGUAUCACUCUCACCAGUCCAGGACUGUAUCAUGCCAGCAUAGCCUUCUUACCUAGCAGUUUUGCAAUGUACUUCGUUAUGCUUGGUACCGCCGCUUUCAUGGACUGGCGAGGAGGUCUGCGCACUGCUCAAGGUAUCUGGAUGGUUGGAAUCGGCGCGUGCCUUGGAUGGCCGUUUGCUGCAGCCAUGGUACUUCCAUUCCUCGCUGAAGAACUGCUCCUGGCGUCUCUCAGUGACUUGUAUGGCAUCAACGAGCUGUUCUGGCGAGUCGUUGAUGGGGUGAUCAGGACUCUGAUUGCUCUGGGACUGAUCCUAUGCAUUGACUGGUUCUUCUACAAGAAGUGGGUUCUGGUGCCGCUGAACAUUGUGCUUUACAAUGUCUUUAGCAGCAAGGGUCCGGAACUGUACGGAGUUGAGCCAUGGCACUUUUAUUUGAGGAAUCUCUUCCUCAACUUCCACCUCUGGCUGGUGUUGGCGUUACUUUCAAUGCCGCUUCUCCUUGCCCAGCACUUUUUGCGUGCCAAAGGCGCGACGAGAGCGAGCUACCUUCGUGGCGUUGUCUUUCUGACGCCAUUCUAUCUGUGGCUGGCCAUAUUCACGCUGCAGCCGCACAAGGAGGAGAGAUUCAUGUAUCCAGCCUAUCCGGCCUUGAUCUUGAACGCGGCGGUGUCAUUCCACAUAAUUCUUGCAAACCUAGGCUCGACCGAUCCCAAGGACUUGAUCAGCAAAAUUCCUGUUCAGCUGCGUCUUCUUGGAAUCGUGGGAUUUGUCCUCGCUGCCACAGCCAUUGCAGCUUUCCGGACUGUGGGCACAAUGUCAGCAUUUGGUGCGCCACUCUCCAUUUACGAUCCGCUCCAUCGCGUGGGCGUUACAAAGCCCGGAGACCAAGUUUGUCUUGGCAAGGAAUGGUAUCGCUUUCCAUCACAUUAUCUAUUACCAACCGGCGUUCGCGCGAAAUUCGUUCGCAGUGAGUUCAAAGGACUCUUGCCAGGCGAGUUCUCCGAAGCUGGUCAGGGAUUUGGGAUGUUUCCUGGAACCUGGCUUGUGCCGCCUGGCAUGAACGAUGAGAACCGUGAGGACCCAGGCAAAUAUGCCGAUGUUAAGCACUGUGAUUUCUUGGUUGAUGUCAAUCUGCCGAGUACGCAAGCUACAAGUCUGGAGCCAAACUUCGUCGCCGACCAGAAGCAUUGGGAGAAGGUUAAGUGCUUGCCAUUCUUGGAUGCAGCUUCGACUGGGACUGUCGGUCGUCUAGGCUGGAUCCCUGAUCUACCUUUCGUGCCGCUGAAGUUCAAGCGCAUAUAUGGUGACUACUGUCUAUUGAAGAGGAGGAAAGAGACAGUAGGCAAAGCGCAGCAAGCCUUGCCAAAUAUCGAGACACUGUUGUGAUAGCGAUCAAAGCAGCAAUGACAUCGAUCUACCACCGAGCAUGCACUCACACAACCUUGCUCUGUCAGCUGGACUUACUAUCACUGGUACGAAUUGCAGUCGUGCACGCGCGACAUCAAUCUAAUAUACGUCUCAGCAUACGAUGCAACGUCAUAUGCCGAGUGUAUUCUUACCGCAUUCGGACACUUAUCGCUAUCUUGCAUUGGCCAAGGCGUAUAGAAAUGGGGCUAAAUCAUUCGACGUGGCACUAAAGCUAUAGCUGCUGUGGAGGACACCGCGUAUCGAC